Molecule: messenger RNA, 1869 nt
Organism: Lachancea mirantina
Lineage: Eukaryota; Fungi; Ascomycota; Saccharomycetes; Saccharomycetales; Saccharomycetaceae
Source: the annotation of a GenBank genome assembly
AUGUCUACUCAAAUAUUAACCAAGACAUCGACGGAGAUCGAUAUUUUUGACGGAUAUCCAUCUUUCGAGCAAUUGACGCGGGAUGAAGCAGAGAGAAUUAAUGUAUCUCUCCUGUCGCCCUGCGGCCGGUUCAUGGCCCUUGCAAACACAGAGGAAGUGAAAAUUUAUGCAGGCGACAAGCUUUCGAAACUGCUCAUAACGCUUGCGUUGAAAGACGUUUACGAUCUACAUUUUUCGCCCUCGGGAAAUUACCUGAGCACCUGGGAGAGGCCGUCGAUUUCAGAUGCGGAGCAUAAAAACGUUAAGAUCUGGUACUUGAAUGAGGAAUCACCUUCUUCAGAGGCCAAAUUUACUUACCAGGCGAAAGUUCAGAGUGGUUGGGCCCUUCAGUUCACCAAGCUGGACAAUUUUGCAGUGAAGCUGUUUGGCAAAGAGAUCAGAAUUGUUAAGCUUGACUCAGAGAACACAGAGUUCAAUUUCAAUAAACCGUUCAGUAAACUGGUUCCUGAACAACAGAUCUCUAGUUUUUUGAUAUCUCCUUCGGAGCACCCAACCAUUUGCACGUUCGCGCCUGAAAAGGGUGGGAAACCCGCUGUACUGAGCAUAUAUGCCAUUUCAGAGGGCACCAUAGAGAAGAAAAUUGCAUCAAAGACCUUUUUCAAGGCCGACUCUUGUCAGCUCAAGUGGAAUGCGAUGGGCAAUGCAGUAUUGUGCAUGGCAACCACGGACUUUGACUCCUCCAACAAAUCUUACUACGGCGAAAAUACCCUAUACCUACUGUCAUUUCAAGGUGUUAACGGCGCUUUGGGAGGAAAAUCGGUGCGUGUACCUCUUUCCAAAGAGGGACCAGUUCACGAUUUCACGUGGUCGCCCACCUCAAGGCAAUUUGGCGUCAUUUAUGGAUUCAUGCCAGCCACUAUCACCUUUUUUGAUUUGCGCGGCAAUGUCGUUCAUUCUUUGCCCGAGCAGCCGAAAAAUACCAUGCUUUUCUCACCCUCUGGUAGAUAUAUUUUGAUUGCAGGCUUCGGUAAUCUACAAGGUUCUGUCGAAAUUUUGGAUCGUCACGAUAAAUUCAAAUGCAUUUCCAAGUUUGACGCAGCUAACACUUCAGUUUGUAAGUGGUCCCCCGGUGGCGAGUUUGUGAUGACUGCAACAACUUCACCUCGCUUGAGGGUUGACAAUGGUGUGAAAGUAUGGCAUGUUUCUGGCGCCUUGUGUUUUGUCAAAGAAUAUAAGGAGCUUUUGAAAGUCGACUGGAGACAUCCUUUUGCCGCUGACAGAAGUAACACAAGCCAUGUCACCGAUGCCGAAUUAAAGAGCGAGGAUGAUAUCAGCGAUCCAAAGCUUGAAAAGCAGAAUGUCGAGAUACAUCCAUCUGCAUCUGAGUAUUUGGCUAAGCGUCAGAAAAACGGGUCCUCCAAUGGAUCUCAAGCCAAACCAGUCGGUGCUUACCGCCCUCCCCAUGCCCGCAGAACAGGCGGUUCUCCAGUUCCCGGUGCAAGCCUCAAACCAGUCAAAACCAUACCAGGCGUAGCUGCUCCUAGCGUCGUGCCUGGCCUAGGUAGCAAGGAUUCCAAGGCGGCGCUCAAAAACAAGAAAAAGAGAGAGAGCAAGAAAAAGGAGGAGACCCCUGAUGAUGUCAAUGUCCCUGAAGCGGAUCAGCCGAAGGUAAAUAAGGAAGUUUCUCCAGAGGACAAAAAAAUUCGUUCUUUGCUGAAAAAGCUUAGAGCGAUCGAGUCCCUCAAGCAGAGACAGGCAGUUGGAGACAAAUUAGAAGAUACUCAGGUUCUGAAAAUACAAUCAGAAGCCAAAGUGCUUCAAGAACUGGAACUGCUGGGCUGGUCUGAUGAGAAGGAUAAAAAUAAUUAA